UUGUUAUUUGACAUAAUUCACUCGGGUUUUAUCGAAUAAUCCACGCUAUGCUUUAGGUUAUGGUUUUAUCAUCUACUUUUUAGUUUCACUGAUUAUAAUUAAAAGUAUGGCGUACGAUAAAGUAGAGAGGUUUCCAAAAUUGAUCACUCCGACUCCUGCUGAAGUUGCUCCAGGAACUUACGACCUAACGAAUAUAUCUUGUCCUCAAAGACACCUUGCCGAAUUUUCCCCUUUUCUUUGUGGAACGAGGAGGCAAACGCUUUCUGUAUCCAAAAAUGAAGAACUAGUACCCGGUCCAGGCUCAUAUUGCAUAAAGGAACCACAGAAACACAUACCAGGAGGUGUCAGCAUUGAUUUCACUGAUCCCAGGUUUAAAGAAAAUAAAUACGUAGGACCAGGUCCAACUGAAUACGAUGUGAAAGAAAACUCGUUUGAUUGUUAUAAAAUAAGGUCUCAUCCUGGAACUUGGAGAGGACCAGCAGGAAAAUUAUGGCUAGGCCGUCCUCCACGCUCGAUUCUUCCUGCUAGUACGUCAGUUCCUCACAAAAAUCACACAGGUUACCACGUUGACGAGUAUGGUGUUUUCGUAAAGAAUCCUCCACUUAAACACGAGCCAACUUUCCUAUACAACGUUCCCCGAAAAGAAAGAAAUAUGACAACGUUGUUGUACAAAGGCAACUUUUGGAGUAGAAUGUCGGGUAGAUCAGCUCCACCACCUAGUUUAACACCAGGUCCCGGAUAUUACGAGUACGAAACAAAGAAAACAGCUACCGAGUUGCAAAAUGAAAAAAUAAGGGAAGCUAAAAGAAUGUCAUCCAGACAAUUACGUUCCCUCGACAUCAUAUAUAGAAGAACAAUUCGCGAAAAUCUUCCGGCUCCUAACUGUUACCAUGUGAAGGGCUCCUUCGACAGGUUCCUCAAGAGUUCAUGCAAAUGCGACCCUUACGCCUUGGAACCACCCCCUUUUGGACGCACCGCGAAGAGAUUUGACGAUAAGAAUCAAUCUGACAUACCUGGUCCUGGAACGUAUGAUCCUCAAGAUCGAAUAAAAUGUAUAGGUUCACUUUAUUUUCCUCCAUUUGGUGCUUACGCUAAUCGUUUUAAGAAAGAGUCAGAAAACAACGAACCAGCACCAUGUGAUUACCAUUCGAACGUGGGCAAUUUGGCCUACGAGUCUCAAAAACGAUUCAAGUACAGCUAUUCAAGACCGACACAUUUCUUCUUCAAUCAAAUGUCUUCAUUCCAAAACAACGAAGAUUAUUGCAUUCCAAAUUUUGUAGAGAAAAAUGAAGUGGAAAAGUAUGCAGUGUACCAUGCUGCCUUCAAAUCCAGAACCAAGAGAUUUCCCAAAGCUCAAAAGGGCGACAUCCCCGAUCCGGGUGCUUACGAAGUCUUAACGGCUUUCAAGGCAAAUCGUGAUCGAUGCGACAUCCUCUGUAGACCAGUGCCCUUCGGUUCUCGAAUCAGUCGAUUUCCACCGACACCGCGCAAGGACAAGGACCACAUGCCUGAUCCAACGUAUUACGACGUGGCUGGAGAUAUCUCGAUGGGUGUGAAGGGUGGUGCGAUAUCUCUUGCCAGAAGUGCCGAUGAGAAAUUUCGAAAAUCUGUUCCUGGUCCUUCACAUUAUUGUAUUCACCCUUAUCUCUCCUCGUCCAUUCUGAAGAAGACAUUCAACGCGAAACUAGGAAAACCGAAAGUUAUCGCAGAAAUGAUGAAGCAGGAGGAGCCAGAUACGAAAGUACAUUGCCCUUGCAAAAGAAAGAAACUUCGCUGGUUCACGAUGGGUCCAAAAGAAUACCACCACUGUGACACAGUAUGUAUGAAUAAGGAAACAUUAACCGAUAAAAUCUUCUGAAACUGUAUUCGUAUGGCAACUAUCCGUCGUACUUCAAACUCAUUUAUAAAAUGAUUUAUUCUUAUCAAUGAAUUUUUAAAAUUUUGUUUACAUAUUUAUCACUUUUCAAUACAGU
Molecule: messenger RNA, 1973 nt
Organism: Osmia lignaria (orchard mason bee)
Lineage: Eukaryota; Metazoa; Arthropoda; Insecta; Hymenoptera; Megachilidae
Source: RefSeq, a predicted model, not a curated record